This is a messenger RNA of Amoebophrya sp. A120, 2826 nucleotides long. The record is from the annotation of a GenBank genome assembly. NCBI's taxonomy places the organism in Eukaryota, Dinophyceae, Syndiniales, Amoebophryaceae.
AGGCACACGGCGGUAGUUCUGACCAUUCAAAAUAUUUUUCGUUUCUCUUUUCGAAUUGCUCACUUGGUUUCAUCGUUGUCACACAAGACUUGUUUCUCUAUGAUUUGGAAGUUUAUUUCUGUAUAAUGUGACAAAGGUUUUGCCCACCUCAUGUAAAAAAAUGUAAAGUCUGAAGAUUAAAUGGAUUUUUCCCUCGCUUGCUAGCAAAGACGAUCAGCAACGCUAUGCCGAGUUUCUGCCGUGGAGCUGAAAAAUGAGCAGAUGACCUAAAACAACUUUUUCUCUCCGUCGUGUGCCGCGGCUUCGAAGAAAAGCUAAAGAUAGUGUGAGAAAGUGGAGGAGUAGUUUUCUCGCCUGGGCAGGCCGCGUGGAGUAGACUGCGCCGCCGGUGGAAAAUAGAAAACGCACGAAAAAAGCAGGUGCUGCUACUUGAGUCCUUCUAUCAAGGCCCGGGCGCUUCAGGAUGCUCGCAAGUCGCGCGAGCUCGGCCGAUCUGCGGAGGAAAAAGGUCGUGGAGGAGAAGUGCCAGGAUGUGUGGCAGCAGAAGCAGCGUGCGCAGGGGUUCCGGCUCAUGGACGCGUACGACUAUGAGCAGGGGAUCUCGCUCUGGGCACCCUCUGAAGAAGAUAACCCGGUGAAAAAAUGCACUGCGUUUUUGAAGCACUGUGUGGACACUGGCGCGGCACUGCGUCCCCCGACUACGGUCUUGAGGUAUGUACUACGUGGGUGGUUCUGCAUUCAGCGUUUUCUUUUUGUGCAGGUACUUUUUUCUCCUCAGUGCGUAUUCGUGGUUCUAGGUUGCUAUGUUAACUGUUCUGACUGAUUCAGCAUCAAUCUCUACAGAUACGAAUACGGAAACGCGAGCACCCGCGGGAAGAGCCGUUUGACGCAGAUCCUGGAUAGGAAGCCAAAGUCUACGUUUGGAGUAAUCGACCCAAAUUGUGAGCCGCACCCGCCGACCUACUCGCCUUUCGGCUGGCGAGACCCGUACCCGAAUCCGCAAGCGGAGCCGCUCGACUACGAGCUUUCGGAAGCGCCUCCGAAGAAACCGGGCUUUUUCUACACAUACGGUCGCGGGAUCGGGCCACACCUACAAGAGCCGAUCCUGCGAGCACCGCAGCCGCUAGCCUACCGCAAGACGCCAGCAACGUAUUACGACAAACCCGAGGGGCUUGUGUCCCAGUACCACAUUGACGGAGUGCCGAACAAAUCGUGGUACCCCAAGCGGCCACACACAAGUACCAUGCAUAUUACCGACAAAAAUUCUAUGUUUUAUUCGCAACUACAAUCGUCGAAAAUGAUCACUACACUUGAUUGAUCUUCCGAUGGCUACUUAGUUACUUCAGUAGAGGAAACUAAUGACUAGAAAAUCAGUUUAGAGCUCUGUGCGCAAAUCCAAGCUGGUCUCUCUGCUUUUUGCUUAGUGAGAGAACCAGCAUUCCACACGCGCGAAAGAAAUGUCUUGUUGCUGAAUACGAAACCAUCGAGCAGAAUCUUUUUCUUUCUGUCCUGAUCAAUUGGUAUUCAGACAAUCACACGACCUCCGGAUGAUGAAACAACGUCAAGUAUUCUCGUGCACGUGUUUCAGCGCACUGACUUUCUGUGCGUACAGUAUGUGGACGAGAAGGGCAUCGGCUUCGGCUCCCAGAGAUCCGAAAUGAUGAAUUCUCCAACAGGUUCUGGUGUGAGGAGUACGAAUGCACAUAGUGCCCGGUCGAAAUACAUCAACAAGGAACUCGCGAGGACGUCCGCGUUCAUACGGAAUCCGCAUGCUAUCGACCAGCGGCACUACAAGCGACGGCACAAAAUCGUCGAGAGCGAAGACAAAAUUCACCCCGGUUGGAACGACUGGAUGUUUGCGGAAAGCUACACGGAGCCGCAGCAGCACGCAAUGGCAAUUUUGCUCGCGAUUCGGCGGCGGGCGAGUAAAAUGAAACAACGUGUGCGGGACAUCUUCGCAAUUUACUGUGAUCGGAGGGAUGGUACAAAUCCGAAUGGUUGGCUAUUUUUCUCGUGUGAUUUUGUACAUUAAGUUCGGGGUGAUGGAAAAUUGAUCGAGAAGUAGUUCGCAGGUUCGUUGGAAAAGUGCCAUAAACGUCAACUCAGCCCAAUAAGAUGAAGGAAAUGUCGAAAAAUUUCACAGGAAAAGUAAACGGAGUGCUGCCACUCGAGCAUUUCCUGUACGCGUUGCAGGAGAAGCGGAUCAUCCCCUGGCAGACACUGACGCUGGAGCACCUAGCGCGGGCCUGCCGUGAGUUCGAUCCGGAGUUCAAGGGUCACGUCUGCCUCGAGCACGUGCGCCGCGUGAUUGUCCGCCUGCCGCAGGACGCGUUCGAACGACUCCGAAACUCAGUCUCUUCCUCGAAGUCGACGACUGCAUCCGAGAGCGACGAAGCGCACCUUCACAUACAGCUCGAUGAAGGGGGGGGAUCCAGUCCGGAGGAUUUGUUCAAUGUCGAAAAUCUUCACGCCGGUGGAACGAAUUUAGCGACGAGCAAGUCCACGACCGGAUUGCUGACCGGGGCAACUUCAAACGCCGCGACCUCCUCGACCUCCCGACUUCCGUUCGCGAAUCGGAGGACAAGAAGCGCACCCCGACUGCAGACCUGGCGCGACUUUGUCCUGGAAGAGCCAAAGAGUCCUACGGCGGGUGUCGGCAGUCCGAAGAAUGCGAGUCUGAGCCCGCGCAUGGACCGAUCGGCGUUAGAUCCGGUGGAGAUCGAGGCCAUGCGGUUGCUGCACGGUGCGCCGCUUUUGCCGCCUGGAAAAUACUUGAAGGCGACCGACUCCUAUCAUGUUGCGGAUCGGCCCGGCGGGGGUGGGUGA